UAGUACUUAGUCUGUUCUGUUCAGUCGUGCGCGCAGGUUCAUUGUCGUAAUAGUAGUGUUACGUGAUAAUUUAGAACAAUUGUUACCGACGUAUUUAUUAUUUCGUUAUAUUUUAUUUAUAUUUAAAAAUGCUGGCCAUUAUGGAAUAAAACAUUAAUAUAUACCAUGAGACUGUUCAAAAGACGUUGUUCUGAUCCCAGUCCUCAACUUGUUAGUUUGUCACCAAUCGAACAAGACCAUAGAGAUGUAUCUCCCGGGUAUAUGACACCAAAAGGAUGUACUACACCUGAAAAUGGUUCACCAAAACCACAUAAAAAAAGUUUAGCAACUUGGGGUAAAAAAGUCGGAAGAAAGUGGGAUCAGUUAAAAAGAAGCGAUUCUUCAGAAAUACUUCAAGUUUCUCCAAAUCGUAGGAGACAGUGGUCACCUUCAUCUAAGGCAAAUAUAAAAAACCAAGAUAUUGAAAUGCACCAACAUUACAUUGAUAAAUUACAUAAUAAUCAAAAUAAACGUUUAUCGAGAAUAGAAAGUAUUAGAAGUAUAGAAGAACCACAGACUCAAGUAGAAAACGGUGAAGAUUGGCUAAAAGAUAAAUGUCAAAAAGGUCUUGAAGAUUUAUAUGCUAUGGAAAAUGUUUCAAAACUUAAAAUAAUUCCCUGCCAAAUUACACCCAUACAAAGGACAAGAUUGCCCAUAGAUAUUGAUGAGAACCCUCUUGAAGAACAAUGUAUUUUAGAAUAUUUAUUAUCUAAUAAAAAGUUACUUGGAUUGGAACAAAGUAUUGAUAAACUUCAAAGUCUUAGUUAUGAUGAACUUCUUAAAAUAUAUAAUAAAGUUACAAACCGAGUAAAUGAUAGUUGUAAUAUUAAAAACCGUAGAAGAAGACAUACUAGUUUUGGGGAGACACUAAUGAUAAAUAAAAUUGAUGAAAAAAACCGUGUUGUAAUAAAAGCAGAUGAAAGUGGUUAUGAGAGUGAUUCGACAAGAAAUGGUGGAGACUCUCCAAGAGGAUCUAUUAAAUCGCAAUCUUCAGUUGAUAAUGAUGAGUUUUCAAGAAAAAAUGUUCGAGUGGGAUUAAGAAGAGGUGAAGUGAAAGACCUUCAGGUUGGAUCAAAUGUGGAAACUUCAUCAUUAAUGUGUGAUGAAUGUAAAAAACCUGAACAAAACAUGAGUCUUUAUCAAAGAUUUUUACUAAAAAAAAGUAGUUGUGUAAAUCCAAACGAUAAACAUUCAGAGAUAAAAACAAUAAGAUUUAAUAAACGUCUAGGAGAAGAUGUUGGAGUAAAUGUGGAAUACCAAGAUAUUUCUUCAAGAUCCCGUACAUUAUUUAUUACAGCUUUGUCAGGCCCAGCAGCUAGAGAUGGUAGAUUAUGUAUACAGGAUGAAAUAAUAAAAAUCAAUGGUACUAGAGUAAAGGGCCUAAGACGGCAAGAUGUGGAAUCAAUAUUACGUUCAUCAAAGUAUAAUAUAGAGUUUGUUGUAUCUAGAACUAAAUGUCAACCGACUCCUAAACCAGAACAAGUAAUAUUAAUUAAAAAACCUCCAACGGUACCUAAAUAUCCAGUAAAAUUAGAAGAAAUGCAUGAAGCUAUAUACACUAGACAAUCAUCCUUGCCAGAAAUUAAAUUAGAGGAAAAACCUAAAAUGACUGGAAUGCGUAAAUUUUCAGUGCAUUUAGAUCAAACUCGACCAAAAAAUACUCAAAUACCUCGAUUGCCAAGACCUAGAUCAUUAUCAAUAUCAUUAACAACAAUAAUUUUUCAUAAAGGACCUGGUUAUAAGUCUUUAGGAUUUAGUAUUGUUGGAGGAAUCGAUUCUCCAAAAGGCAGCAUGGGGAUUUUCGUAAAAACAAUUUUUCCAUUAGGCCAAGCUGCUGAAUCGAAGCUCUUAAAAGAAGGCGAUGAAAUUAUUAGUGUAAAUGGCAAAAGUAUGGAGGGGUUUAAGCAUUCUGAAGCAAUAGCUUUAUUCAAAGAAGUUAAAUGUGGCCAGAUUGUUUUACAAGUUGGGCGUAGAGAUCUCAUAAAAAGGAACAAUAAAUCUAAAUCAUGUGAUGAAUUAGACAAAGUUGUUAAAGAUCGUUAAAACAUUAAGUAUUAUUUAGUAAAAUUAUAUUCUGUGAUAUGAUAGGUGAAAAUCAAGUGUUAUAUUAAGUAAGAAAGACUAAUAUUUAUUAUUUAUUAGUUAAUAAUAGUUAGAUAAGCUAAGAUUUUGUUUAUUAUAUUCUUUAAAAGUUGUAAUAUAGAUAUUAUAGAU
Sipha flava (yellow sugarcane aphid) is the source of this 2253-nucleotide messenger RNA. RefSeq names its product PDZ domain-containing protein 2-like. The record is from RefSeq and is a predicted model, not a curated record. NCBI's taxonomy places the organism in Eukaryota, Metazoa, Arthropoda, Insecta, Hemiptera, Aphididae. The transcript has 6 exons. Gene Ontology annotation, molecular function: protein binding. The coding region runs from base 166 to 2082 and encodes 638 amino acids.